Nematolebias whitei (Rio pearlfish) is the source of this 1858-nucleotide messenger RNA. It is a transcript of the gene cpox, whose product is annotated as coproporphyrinogen oxidase. The record is from RefSeq and is a predicted model, not a curated record. NCBI's taxonomy places the organism in Eukaryota, Metazoa, Chordata, Actinopteri, Cyprinodontiformes, Rivulidae. Gene Ontology annotation, molecular function: coproporphyrinogen oxidase activity. The transcript has 7 exons. Gene Ontology annotation, cellular component: cytoplasm; mitochondrial intermembrane space. The coding region runs from base 71 to 1447 and encodes 458 amino acids.
AAAACUUCUGAUAAUGUGAGUGGUUCGUACUUAUUAUCUAGUUUCUGCUAGAACGUAUAGCUCCUAAAAAAUGACGUCUAUCGUCUUCUUUUCGGUAAAGAAAACCGCUCAGACCACAAGACGAUGUUUGAGUUCACAUUUUAAGGGUCUUGCUAAUUCAGGAGACUCGGGCUGGUUUUUAUGCGCCACUCACAGCCCGUCAGUGUCUCUAUUUCCGGGAGCAAGAUGGUUUUCCAGGGGUACAGGCGCACGGUUCAUGUUCCGUGGGACCGCAGGCGGGUCGGCAGCAGGAAGAACCAGAAAGGGAGUGCUGGCGCUCAGCGGAGCCGCCGCGGUAACUGCAGCUGCGGCGGUAGUCGGGUUUUUGGCCAACGCUGAUCACUUCCAGCGGGCAGAGAUGGCUACCAGGGUCCCCCGAGCUGCUGAGAAGACGAAAGAAGAAGAAGAGGGGGACAUCGUGGAGAGAUGCCGAGGGUUCAUGUCCGCUCCGGUGACCGACAUCGGUGUGCUGCAGAAAAGGAAGGAGGAGAUGAGCACCAAGAUGGAGAUGCUGAUCAUGGAGACUCAGGCCGAGUUUUGUAAAGCCCUGCAGGAGGUGGACGGUGGGACAUUCAACGUAGACCGGUGGGACAGGAAGGAAGGUGGUGGAGGAAUCAGCUGUGUGAUGCAGGAUGGGAAAGUGUUUGAGAAGGCCGGGGUCAAUGUGUCGGUGGUGUUUGGGAACCUGACUGAGGAGGCUGCUAAGCAAAUGAGGAGCAGAGGGAAAGUCCUCAAAGGGAAAGAUGGUAAGCUGCCGUUUUGUGCCAUGGGUGUGAGCUCCGUCAUCCACCCAAAGAACCCCCAUAUACCCACAGUGCACUUCAACUACCGAUACUUCGAGAUCGAAGAGGAAGAUGGCACUAAGCAGUGGUGGUUUGGUGGAGGAACAGAUCUGACCCCUGUGUAUGUUAAUAAAGAAGAUGGUCUUCAUUUCCACAAAACCCUGAAAGAUGCGUGUGACAAGCAUCACCCUCAGUAUUACCCUGACUUCAAAAAAUGGUGUGACCGAUACUUCUACAUCCGCCACAGGGGAGAAACCCGUGGCAUAGGUGGGAUCUUCUUUGACGACCUGGACUCACCGAAUCAAGAAGAAGCGUUCAACUUUGUCAAGAGCUGUGCACGCACCGUGGUGCCCUGUUAUCUUCCCAUCGUCUACAAACAUCUCAACGACUCCUUUACUGCAGAGGAGAAGAACUGGCAGCAGAUACGGCGAGGGAGGUAUGUGGAGUUCAACCUGGUGUAUGACAGGGGAGUAAAGUUCGGCCUGGCCACACCUGGCUCCAGAAUUGAGAGCAUCCUCAUGUCCCUCCCCCUCACUGCCACGUGGGAGUACAUGCACAAGCCUGCCAAAGGUUCCCGGGAGGCGGAGAUGAUGGAGGUACUCCGAAACCCAAAGGAGUGGGUGUGAGCAGGGUUCACAGGUUUUCUAAUCUCCUUUGUUAAGAUUUUUUUUUUUUUUUUUACAAGCUGUGACCUGUUUGACAUAACCACCAUUUAUCAAAGUAUCACGUGCUGAAGUUAGGAGGAUAAUUUACUUUCUUGGCCAGUUUUCUUUGUUUGUUUUGUCAGAUCAGCCUUGUUAAAACUUUACAAAAUGAGAUUAUAUUCAUGAAGGAGGUUUGUGUCAUUUUCUCUGAAAGAAUAAAGACCAGAUACAAUGUUUUUAAAUGUGACCUGCUUCUGGGUCCUCUUGUUCUGAUGAUUUGCUCCCUUUAGUAAUUGUUUUUCUAACUUUGUUUCAAGCUGCCAAAACACUUUCUUCUACUGUUUUUUUAAUGAAGCACUGAAAGGGAAAGACAAACCCACUAUGUGCAUGACA